Drosophila erecta is the source of this 1800-nucleotide messenger RNA. RefSeq names its product probable G-protein coupled receptor Mth-like 11. Gene Ontology annotation, cellular component: membrane. Gene Ontology annotation, biological process: cell surface receptor signaling pathway. Gene Ontology annotation, molecular function: G protein-coupled receptor activity. The coding region runs from base 58 to 1716 and encodes 552 amino acids. The record is from RefSeq and is a predicted model, not a curated record. The transcript has 7 exons. Lineage: Eukaryota; Metazoa; Arthropoda; Insecta; Diptera; Drosophilidae.
UAGUGGUAAAAACUCGACUGUCGUCGUCGCAUUGUUUCUGGAUUUCCACAGAUAUCAAUGUCGUUCACGUUAUAUCGGGCGAAGAAUCAAAGUGGCUUGCAAAACAAGUUAUUCUGCUUCCAGUGGUCCAGCGGAGCAGUCAUCUCAGCGAACUCGGUGCAAACGAUCCUGCUGCUUGAAAUGAGUGCAACUUUAUAUCGGGUCUCCAUAUGGAGCUUACUUUUGGUUGGCAUUGCUGCAGAUAUCUCAGAUUGUGAUUUCCUUGAUACCGUGGACCUAACGCACAGUUCCAAGUUCGAAAACGGUUCGUAUAGGUACGAGGAUCUCAUCAUACCUGCCAGACUUACGGGCCAGUAUGACUAUAGGAUCCUGGACGGUGGAUCCUGGGAGCAUGUCUCCAAUCACGUCAGGGGAUGUAUUUGCAAGCUAAGGCCGUGUAUUCGGCUCUGCUGUCACCAUAGGAAACUGAUGAGUAGUACACAGUGUUCCAAGGAUGUAGAUGCAGACCUCACCUACGAUUAUGCUCUGGACAUAACGCUACGAAAUGGAAGUGUGACUAGGAAACACAUCAUGAAUGAGAUGAUCGUCCAGCAGGAUCUACCAAUGCCAUGCCAAAUCCAUUAUGAACUGGAUGCAGAACGAUACGCAGAAGACAAAUGGACAUUAUUCGAAAACGGAACUCUGCUGCGACAUUAUGACAAUGCGUUUCUCUCCAAACAGGAUUACUGUUUACAGCCCAGAAGGUCGAAGUCUGGAGAAAGUUACUCACUCGUGCCUUAUAACUGCAUCAUCCAGCCUUCGAUGACAAUGGCUUAUGUCAAACUAGUGUCCGUGGUGUUUAUGGCCCUGACAAUUGGUACCUAUUCGUGGCUUCCCUUAUUUCAUACCGUCCAUGGCAAGUGUUGCACACUGUACUUCGUAAGCCUCAUGGUUACGUUUCUACUGAACGUAGCCAGUAUGUUUGGGGUAUUUAUAAACGAUUUGAUGUGCCUACUCAAUGGAUUCGCUGGAUACUUCGCAGCAAUGGCCACUUUUGCAUGGCUUUCCGUGAUCAGUUACGAUGUCUGGAGAAGAUUUGGCUUGCAUCAGAAUCGAGAUUUCUGCAGAAGCAUGGGAAAUCGAUUUCUUCAUUACAACCUCAUAGUUUGGAGCAUUGCAGCCCUCUUGACUUUGGGUGUUUUCAUAGUAGAUCUACUGUUCCCAUAUUACAGCGACUCAGGUUCAAAUUUUGUGCCAGGCGUGGGCGUAACUUCCUGCUGGAUCAUGACCGAUGGCUGGUCGGGUAUGGUUUACUUUUAUGGCCCGAUAUUUCUUCUUAUUUUAUUCAACGGGAUUAUGUUCUAUUUAACAAUCCGUAACAUUCGAGCGGAGAAAAGGCUGAGACCAAAAGUCAUUAAAAAUUGCGACGAGAAAGAAAAAUCGAGAUUCCGUGCUAAUUACAGCCUAUAUGUGUACCUUUUCGUAAUUAUGGGUGGCUGCUGGAUUCUGGAAAUAAUCGCGUUCAUAUGCGAAAUCAAAAAUAUCUUGCUACCACUUAUCAAAGCGAAUGAACUGGUUAACUGCAGUCAAGGCAUUAUAAUAUUUCUUUUAACAAUUUGCAACAAGGAGGUACGGAAAACCAUAAGGGACCGAAUACAACCUAAACGCACCAGUGGCAUUGAGUUCGAAACUUGCACAAUGACGCAGGACUGUCAUCUGAUGCAUCAAUUGAAUUAGUUAGCAAAACAUUUAUGUAUUCUGUUGAAACUUGUUUGCUUAUCAGUCCGUAGUGUAUAAGUGGUUCUUUCAAUAAAAUUUAGU